Molecule: messenger RNA, 417 nt
Organism: Microbotryum saponariae
Lineage: Eukaryota; Fungi; Basidiomycota; Microbotryomycetes; Microbotryales; Microbotryaceae
Source: the annotation of a GenBank genome assembly
AUGAGAGAGAAAGGAGCGCGCCAUCUGCCAUCUGGCAUCGCCGCCGCAUUGGGUGUCGGCCCCGCGCCACAGAAAUACUACAGGGUGUGGUCCUCCUCUGUUGGGCCUUCGUUGCAGUGUCAGGUGCUGACUCAUUGCAGACACUUUCUCAUAGGGAUCAUGCGACCCAAUCCAGUCAUAGAAGCGGGGAGCUCCUCCAAAAAACGGCGGCUUAGCAAGGUGAUCACUUUGGAGGAUGGUGAGAAUGAGGACGAGGAUGAGGAGAAGAUGAGGAUUUCAACAUGUAGACAUAUAGAAGUCUUUAUGUGCCAAAUUAGGCAAUUUCAUGUCUCAGAUCAGAUCAAGAUCAGAUCAAUCAAGGCAGAAUCAGAAAAAUCCAGAUCAGAUCAGAUCAGAUCUGACGGUGAUCUCAUCUAA